Molecule: messenger RNA, 1667 nt
Organism: Pogonomyrmex barbatus (red harvester ant)
Lineage: Eukaryota; Metazoa; Arthropoda; Insecta; Hymenoptera; Formicidae
Gene: Bcat
Product: Branched chain amino acid transaminase
Biological process (GO): L-valine biosynthetic process; L-leucine biosynthetic process
Cellular component (GO): mitochondrion
Molecular function (GO): branched-chain-amino-acid:2-oxoglutarate transaminase activity
Source: RefSeq, a predicted model, not a curated record
AUACAUAUGUAUAUACAUAUAUACGUUUCACCUGAGUAAACGUACUUUUUUUUUUCCCCACUUGUGGAUACUCAACUACUGUAGCCAGCCUCCGUGUAGUUUUUGUGAUCCGUCAAAGUGCUCACCAGGAUACUGUUACUUGUCAUUACUUAUCGGUUAUCUUCCUUUCUGGAUUCCAAAGUGAACGACGUUCCGCAAUACGUUCAAAGAAAAGUAAGGAAGAAGCAGCAGAAGUGGGGUGAGCGUUCACGUAGAAUGAACUGCGCGAAUAUUGGAAGCAUCGCAAACGAACAACCACGAUCUUGUGUUAUCUACUGAUUCUCUUUCAUUUUCUCCACGUCGAGUAGAUAUUCGGCUCAACAAUGGUUCACAUACGACGCAAGAUUUUGUCCUUUGGAAAUCUGAUUAAUCAGUUGCAACAGAGUGUAAGAUGGAAUUCUUCUUUGAGAAUUAAGGACAAGAACUCGACGCAACCACAACGUUAUUUUAAGUAUGCUGACUUAUCCGUUCGCCUGGCUGGUCCAGAUCAAUUAAAUCCUAAACCUGAUGUUGAUAAGCUUUCGUUUGGGAAAUAUUUCACUGAUCAUAUGCUCAAAAUACAUUAUUACGAAGGCAUGAAUGGUUGGCAGGCACCUGAAAUUAUGCCUUUCGAAAACAUAGUUCUUCAUCCAGCUGCAAAAGUCUUUCAUUAUGCUGUAGAGUUGUUUGAAGGUAUGAAAGCUUAUAGAGGUGUUGAUGGGAAAAUAAGGUUGUUUAGGCCAGAGCUAAAUAUGGAGAGAAUGAAUAAUUCUGCACUAAGAUCUGGCCUACCUCUUUUCAGAGGGGAAGAAUUAAUUAAGUGCAUUUGCAGAUUGAUUAGUAUAGAUCAAGAAUGGGUUCCACAUUCUACCGCCUCUAGUCUUUACAUUCGUCCUACGCUCAUAGGAAUCGACCCUACGCUUGGAGUCGCAACCUCGGAUUCAGCUUUAUUAUAUGUAAUUUUAUCUCCUGUCGGAUCUUAUUUUAAACCUGCCGAUCAGCAAGUUGGAGUUUCCUUGCUUGCAGAUCCUAGAUUUACGAGAGCAUGGCCUGGCGGUUGCGGUGAUGCUAAAUUAGGCAGUAAUUACGGACCUACGAUUCAAGUUCAACAGGAAGCUGUUGAGAAAGGAUUACAGCAAGUAUUGUGGCUGUAUGGAGAGGAUAACGAACUCACAGAAAUUGGCACUAUGAACGUCUUCAUGGUUUAUAUAAAUGAUAACGGAGAAAGAGAAUUACUCACACCACCCUUGAAUGGCUUGAUCUUACCCGGAGUUGUAAGAAACUCGCUUCUAACUAUAGCAAGAGAAUGGAAUCAAUUUAAAGUUACGGAGAGAUCCAUUACGAUGAAAGAGCUCAUACAAUUAAAUUCCGAAAACAGGUUAUUGGAAAUGUUCGGGGCAGGAACAGCAUGUGUAAUUAGUCCUGUAUCCUAUAUUGACUAUAUCGGUCAAGGAUUGCAUAUACCGACGACGAAACAGCCCGAACCAAUUUAUCAAAUGCUCAGGAAACACUUAUUAAAUAUACAAUAUGGAGUUAUACCUGAUCACCCAUGGAGUUUAGUCAUCGAAUAAAACGAUAGAAGAUUGUACUUAGGAUUCUAUGACUAGUUGUAUUGAACGUUAUAUAUAUAAAACUUUUUUAAUGACUUA